Messenger RNA from Drosophila eugracilis, 5171 nucleotides. It is a transcript of the gene Uggt, whose product is annotated as UDP-glucose:glycoprotein glucosyltransferase. The record is from RefSeq and is a predicted model, not a curated record. The coding region runs from base 177 to 4823 and encodes 1548 amino acids. The transcript has 2 exons. NCBI's taxonomy places the organism in Eukaryota, Metazoa, Arthropoda, Insecta, Diptera, Drosophilidae. Gene Ontology annotation, cellular component: endoplasmic reticulum. Gene Ontology annotation, molecular function: UDP-glucose:glycoprotein glucosyltransferase activity.
GCGACAGGCCGGUCGAACGCCACAUCAGUUCUAAAUUUAAUUAACAAAAACUGGGCUAAAACCAGCCAAAAACUGGUGAAAAGUGAAGUUACGUGGAAAGGAAAACCUAAAGUUCCUCCCUGUAUUCCUUAUCCGUAAUGUGCGUAGUGAAAACCCAGCAAUAACGAGUGGAAACAAUGUUACGUGCCGUGGUUGUGUGUGUGUCAGUGGUGCUCCUAGCGCAAUAUACGCCGAUUUCUGGAGAAUCAAGUCAGAGUUAUCCCAUUACCACGCUGAUCAAUGCCAAGUGGACGCAGACUCCUUUGUACCUGGAGGUAGCCGAAUAUCUGGCCGAUGAGCAGGCAGGUCUCUUUUGGGACUACGUUUCCGGGGUGACCAAGUUGGACACGGCUCUAAAUGAAUAUGAUACGGAAUCUCAGCAGUACAAUGCCGCUUUGGAGCUGGUCAAAAGCCAUGUCAGUGCGCCCCAGUUGCCGUUGCUCAAGCUGGUGGUCUCCAUGCACAGCUUGACGCCAAGGAUUCAGACCCACUUCCAGUUGGCCGAAGAGCUUAGGAGCAGUGGAUCCUGUCAAGGCUUCACUUUUGCGCAGGUGGGUUCCGAACUGGCCUGCAGCUACAACGAGCUACAGAAGAAAUUGGAACUGCCGCUGGCUAAGGAUAGUUUGGAUGCCGCUGUUGUGACCUACAGUUUUGAUCACAUUUUUCCAGGCAGCGAGAAUAAUACGCGCAUUGUAGUUUUGUAUAGCGAUUUGGGCAGCUCCCAAUUCCGGACCUAUCAUAAGUUACUGGAAAAAGAAGCCAACGCUGGCAAGAUUCGUUACAUCCUGCGUCAUCAGUUAGCCAAGAAGGAUAAGCGACCGGUUCGUCUCUCAGGUUAUGGUGUUGAACUCCAUCUGAAGUCCACGGAAUACAAGAGCCAGGAUGAUGCUCCCAAGCCAGAAGCGGGUUCUACUUCUGAUGAGGAUCUGGCUAAUGAAUCCGAUGUCCAGGGCUUUGAUUUCAAGGUGCUGAAGCAGAAGCAUCCUACACUCAAAAGAGCUCUGGAUCAACUGCGUCAGAGGCUUCUUCAAGGAAACGAUGAGAUCGCUCAACUGAAAGCCUGGGAGUUCCAGGACUUGGGUCUUCAGGCCGCUGCUGCCAUAGCUGAAAUCCAAGGGGAUGAAACUCUGCAGAUUCUACAAUAUACUGCCCAUAAUUUUCCCAUGUUGGCCAGAACCCUGUUGGCCCACAAAGUUACGGAUGGCCUGAGGGCAGAAGUCAAGCACAAUACGGAAGCAUUUGGUAGAAGCUUGAAUGUUGCACCACCUGAUGGUGCCCUCUUUAUCAACGGACUGUUCUUCGACGCGGACACCAUGGAUCUCUAUUCACUAAUUGAGACUUUGCGCUCUGAGAUGCGUGUUCUCGAAAGCCUGCACAGCAAUAAUGUGAGAGGUAACCUGGCGAGUUCUCUGCUCGCUCUGGAUCUCACUGCCUCUAGCAAAAAGGAAUUCGCUAUCGAUAUCCGCGACACUGCUGUGCAGUGGGUAAACGAUAUUGAAAACGAUGCACAGUACAGGAGGUGGCCCUCGUCCGUGAUGGAUCUUCUGCGUCCAACGUUUCCUGGCAUGCUGAGGAAUAUUCGAAAGAAUGUGUUCAACUUGGUUUUGGUAGUGGAUGCCCUGCAGCCCGCAGCCAGAAGUGUUAUUAAGCUGUCUGAAUCAUUUGUCAUUCAUCAAGCUCCCAUUCGAUUGGGUUUGGUCUUCAAUGCAGGGGAUGCCAACAAGGAUAAUAUUGCGGAUUACAUAGCCAUCACUUGUGCUUUCAACUAUGUGACUCAAAAGAAAGAUGCUCGUUCUGCCUUGAGCUUCCUCACGGACAUCUAUGCAGCAGUGGGUGAGACCAAAGUGGUGACGAAGAAAGAUAUAGUAAAGCAACUCACAAAGGAGUUCACUACCUUGAGCUAUGACAAGGCAGAGGAGUUCCUGGAGGAAGAUUCGACCUACGACUACGGCAGGGAGCUGGCAGCGGAGUUCAUUCAGCGAUUGGGUUUCGGCGACAAGGGACAACCGCAGGCUUUGCUUAACGGUGUUCCAAUGCCCACUAACGUUGUUACCGCAGAUAGUGACUUCGAAGAGGCCAUUUUCACCGAGAUUAUGACCCAUACCACCAAUCUGCAAAAGGCUGUUUACAAAGGUGAAAUGACGGACAGCGAUGUGGCCAUAGAUUACUUGAUGAACCAGCCCCACGUGAUGCCUAGAUUGAAUCAGAGGAUUCUUAGCCAAGAGGACGUGAAAUAUCUGGAUGUUAAUGGCGUGGCCUACAAGAAUCUUGGCAACGUAGGUGUUUUAAAUCGUCUGUCAAAUCGUGAUAUGACCGCCACAUUAAUGGACAAUCUUAAAUACUUUGGAGGCAAGAAGUCUACGGAAUUAAUUGGUCGAUCAAAGCUGCAGUUCCUUACGAUUUGGGUAUUUGCGGAUCUAGAGACCGAACCGGGUCGUUCCCUGCUAACUCACGCUUUAGAAUAUGUACAAAGCGGAGAAAGUGUCCGUCUUGCAUUUAUUCCGAACACUGAAAGCUCAUCCAUAUCAGACAAGAAGAAUCUGAAUCGUCUGGUCUGGGCUGCCAUGCAGAGUCUUACGCCAACUGAAGCCACGGAUCAGGUUCUCAAGUGGCUGAAGAAACCAAAGGAAAAUAUUGAGAUACCCUCUCAGCUGGAGGAUAUUCUUGGUUCUACAGAAUUGCACUUAAAAAUGUUGAGGGUGUAUUCCCAGCGUGUUCUGGGUCUAAAUAAAUCUCAGCGUUUGGUUAUCGGUAAUGGCCGGCUUUAUGGACCUCUGAGCUCGGAAGAAACCUUCGAUAGUGCUGAUUUCGCUUUGCUGGCCAGAUUUAGUUCAAUGCAAUACGGUGAUAAGGUGCGUCAGGUCUUAAAGGAAUCCGCUCAAGAUGUCAGCGAGGAAUUCACAAGCGAUACGUUGCUCAAGCUUUAUGCAAGUUUGCUGCCCAGGCAAACUAAAACUCGUUUUAAGCUGCCCACAGACCUCAAAACUGAUCACUCGGUUGUAAAACUGCCACCCAAACAGGAGAAACUCCCCCAUUUUGAUAUAGUUGCCGUUUUGGAUCCCGCCUCUCGAGCAGCCCAAAAGCUAACGCCAAUACUGAUUUUGCUCCGUCAGGUACUAAACUGUCAACUGAAUCUGUACCUCAUUCCCGUGCCCCAGCACAGCGAUAUGCCUGUGAAGAACUUCUACAGAUAUGUUGUAGAACCAGAGGUGCAAUUCGAAGUGAAUGGCGGAAGAUCCGAUGGUCCUUUGGCCAAAUUCAGUGGGUUGCCUGCUAACCCUUUGCUGACCCAGCAGUUGCAGGUUCCCGAAAACUGGCUGGUUGAAGCUGUAAGAGCAGUAUACGAUUUGGAUAACAUUAAGUUGACUGAUAUUGGUGGACCAGUGCACAGUGAAUUCGAUUUGGAGUAUCUUCUAUUGGAAGGUCACUGCUUUGAUGCAGCUAGUGGAGCUCCGCCUAGGGGACUGCAGUUGGUAUUGGGUACCCAGUCUCAGCCGACUCUGGUAGAUACGAUAGUGAUGGCGAAUUUGGGUUAUUUCCAAUUGAAGGCCAAUCCAGGAGCUUGGUCGCUACGCCUGCGUGAGGGAAAAUCCGAAGAUAUUUAUGCCAUAAGUCACAUUGAAGGAACAAAUACCCAUCACACCGCUGGAUCAUCUGAAGUUCAAGUUCUCAUAACCUCCCUGCGAUCUCAUGUCGUUAAAUUGAGGGUAGCCAAGAAACCUGGAAUGCAGCAGGCGGAACUCCUUGCUGAUGAUAAUGAACAGGCAGCGCAAUCUGGCAUUUGGAACAGUAUCGCUAGCAGUUUUGGUGGAAGCAAUUCUAACCAGCCAGCAGCCGAUGAGGAUGCUGAAACUAUCAAUAUUUUUUCUGUGGCAUCGGGACAUCUCUACGAGCGUCUGCUGAGGAUCAUGAUGGUUUCCCUGCUAAAGCACACGAAGUCGCCCGUGAAAUUCUGGUUUUUGAAGAACUACCUUUCCCCACAGUUCACUGAUUUUCUGCCUCAUAUGGCCAGCGAGUACAACUUCCAAUACGAGUUGGUCCAAUACAAAUGGCCACGUUGGCUGCAUCAGCAAACAGAAAAACAGAGGACCAUUUGGGGAUACAAGAUUCUCUUCCUGGAUGUGCUCUUCCCACUAAAUGUGAGAAAAAUCAUUUUUGUGGAUGCCGAUGCCAUAGUAAGAACCGAUAUUAAGGAACUGUAUGACUUGGACCUUGGAGGAGCUCCCUAUGCCUACACACCUUUCUGUGACUCGCGCAAGGAGAUGGAGGGCUUCCGCUUUUGGAAGCAAGGAUACUGGCGAAGCCAUCUGAUGGGCAGACGAUACCAUAUUUCCGCUUUGUACGUCGUGGAUUUAAAGAGAUUCCGAAAGAUUGCAGCUGGAGAUCGACUAAGAGGUCAAUACCAAGCACUCAGCCAGGAUCCAAACAGUUUAUCCAAUCUGGAUCAAGAUUUGCCCAACAAUAUGAUUCACCAGGUGGCCAUUAAAUCCCUGCCCGAUGAUUGGCUGUGGUGUCAGACAUGGUGCAGCGACAGCAACUUCAAGAGUGCCAAGGUGAUCGACUUGUGCAACAAUCCGCAGACUAAGGAAGCAAAACUCACUGCCGCUCAGAGGAUUGUGCCCGAGUGGAAGGACUAUGAUGCAGAGCUGAAGACCCUGAUGGCUCGGAUCGAGGAUCACGAGAAUUCGCAUGGCAGAGACUCGACGGUUGAUGAUUCAGUUGACGAUCAUGUAGAGGUCACCACUGUAACGCCUUCUCAUGAACCUAAGCACGGCGAGCUGUGAUCAACGCGUAGUUAAAUCAACAUGUUUAGUGAAUUUAAGUCAAAUAUUGAUGGAUACACUUUUGAUUACUUAGCUAAGACCCAUCCCCAGACAUAACAACUAAACACAUUUGUACAUUUUAAUUAGAACUUAAUGCAAUUGAUAUCUUAAACAACAAAACAGCUCACUAAAGUCUGAAUUGUUCUAUUAAUUCAAUUUCAAACGAUUUUCUAUUCUUGCAUUCCAAGAGCUAUGGCCACUAAUUGAAUUAAGAUGAAACUGAAUGUCAUUAAACUAUUACAAAAACGAGGAUCCUAUAAGUUGAAAAGUUUUUCAAAUGUAUUAAAAGUUAAAGUAAAUAGUAACAAA